CGGCUGAGACGGAGACUGAGAAGACUGGAGUCAACCUACGGGAUUUGCGAGGAGCGGAAGCGUUCGCCUCUUCCGUGGAGCUAGGGCUUCGCCUCUACAGCGCGUUGCACACUUCCUGGGAUCGGACCUACCUCGUUCUCCGGUGCUUUGGCUCCUGUCCCGGGAAGCCGGCCUCCUGCCGCACGAUGCCCCAGCUCGGACUCCUGCAUGGGAGGGCCUGGGCUUCGCUGCUUGGCCAGCUCCUGCGGCCGCCCCGUGCUGUGUGCAUGGGAGCGGUCCAUUCUCAUAGCCAGGUUGCAGAGGCAGUGUUAAUGUCCCCACUGAAAUCACAUCAAGAGAAAUCAAAUUUUAUUAUCAAGACCCCAAAGGGCACCAGAGAUCUUAGUCCCCAGCAGAUGGUUGUGAGGGAGAAAAUUCUUGAUAUGGUUGUUAGCUGCUUUAAACGUCAUGGAGCAAAGGGGUUGGAUACCCCAGCAUUUGAGCUAAAGGAAGUGCUCACUGAAAAGUAUGGAGAGGACUCUGGGCUCAUCUAUGAUCUGCAAGAUCAGGGUGGGGAGCUAUUGUCCCUGCGUUAUGACCUUACUGUUCCUUUUGCUCGUUAUCUGGCCAUGAAUAAAGUGAAGAAGAUGAAACGCUAUCAUGUUGGAAAGGUGUGGCGGCGGGAGAGCCCAACCAUAGUCCAAGGCCGCUACAGGGAGUUCUGCCAGUGUGAUUUUGACAUUGCUGGUCAAUUUGACCCUAUGAUCCCUGAUGCAGAGUGUUUGAAGAUCAUGUGUGAAAUCCUAAGUGGGUUGCAGCUGGGGGACUUUCUCGUUAAGGUCAAUGACCGGCGGAUUUUGGAUGGGAUGUUUGCUGUCUGUGGUGUUCCUGAAAGCAAAUUCCAUGCCAUCUGCUCCUCGAUAGACAAACUAGACAAGAUGUCUUGGAAAGAUGUGAGACAUGAGAUGGUGGCAAAGAAAGGCUUGGCUCCUGAAGUGGCUGAUCGAAUUGGGGACUAUGUCCAAUGUCAUGGUGGGGUAUCCUUGGUAGAGCAGAUGUUCCAGGAUCCCAGACUAUCCCAGAACAAGCAGGCCCUAGAGGGCCUGGGGGACCUAAAGCUGCUAUUUGAAUACCUGACUUUAUUAGGAAUUGCUGAGAAGAUCUCCUUUGACCUAAGUCUGGCUCGGGGCCUGGACUACUAUACAGGAGUGAUCUAUGAAGCAGUGCUGCUGCCAACCCCAGCUCAGACUGAGGAAGAGCCCCUGAAUGUGGGCAGUGUGGCUGCUGGUGGGCGCUAUGAUGGGCUGGUGGGCAUGUUUGACCCCAAGGGCCACAAGGUGCCGUGUGUGGGGCUCAGCAUUGGUGUAGAGCGGAUCUUCUCCAUUGUGGAGCAGAGGAUGAAGACUUUUGGUGAGAAGAUACGGACCACAGAGACCCAAGUGUUUGUGGCCUCACCACAGAAGAACUUUCUCCAAGAACGAUUGAAGCUAAUUGCAGAGCUUUGGGAUGCUGGGAUCAAGGCAGAGCUGCUGUAUAAGAAUAACCCUAAACUACUAACCCAACUGCACUACUGUGAGAACAUGGGCAUUCCACUGGUGGUCAUUAUUGGUGAGCAAGAACUGAAGGAAGGGGUCGUCAAGCUCCGUUCAGUGGCCAGCAGGGAGGAGGUGGCCAUUAAACGAGAAAAUCUUGUGGCUGAAAUUCAGAAGCGACUAUCUGAGUCUUGAUCCUUGCCUCAUUGCCAUCUGCUGAUCUUUGUAGAAAGUGUUUCAUCUAGGACUGAGUUCCUGACGGACUUUACAACUGCUGGCCAGGAUGGGUGACAAGUGCCUCUGCCUCCCAUCCUACCUGGGUACAGAACUGUAGAAGAUCCUGAGGACUCCUGGGCUAGUGUGAGCAGCUGUUCUGCCUGGGCGCAGAUGGCUGGUAUGUGAAAGAGACAUGCUCUAACUGCAGAGGCUGAUGGCAGAUUUGAAGUGCCAUUGAAUGCUGCCAAGAGGUGCUGAGAUGGUUGCUGUGAGCAAAGCUCUGGGAAAGUCGCCUCAGGCUGAGAGGAUUCUGAACCAUUGUGAUCAGAUGUCAGAUACUUAGCUUUCCACCGUGGCUUCUGAACCAGAUUCUGGGGAAUUUCUCCACAACCUGCCCUUGGCCUGUCCAGGGAGUUUUUUGGGAGACAGGAAGCAGGGGUAAUGGCUACUUUCUGUUUUGAGGACAGAGAUGGUAUCCCAAGGGCAUAGCAGUGCUGCCCAUAUUGAUGUGGCAUCUCUCUAGCCCAUCCACUGUUUGCAGUAGCAGGGUGAGGCUGCUUGUUUAAUAAUCUUGAAUGUUGAACUUAAUAGGUGACUUGACAAGAUGGAGGUCUGAUCUUUUGGGAUCUUGGAGACCACUUCCUGUGCCAGAAUCACUGCUCUGACUAUUCCAUGUCCUGCCGUGGAGGUGGCUGUUCUAAAAGUGGUUGGAUAAUAUAUUUAAUAAAAUAUUAAAUGUG
This is a messenger RNA of Diceros bicornis minor, 2467 nucleotides long. RefSeq names its product histidyl-tRNA synthetase 2, mitochondrial (gene HARS2). The transcript has 13 exons. Gene Ontology annotation, biological process: histidyl-tRNA aminoacylation. Gene Ontology annotation, cellular component: mitochondrion; cytoplasm. The coding region runs from base 186 to 1706 and encodes 506 amino acids. Gene Ontology annotation, molecular function: identical protein binding; histidine-tRNA ligase activity; ATP binding. The record is from RefSeq and is a predicted model, not a curated record. NCBI's taxonomy places the organism in Eukaryota, Metazoa, Chordata, Mammalia, Perissodactyla, Rhinocerotidae.